Messenger RNA from Mesocricetus auratus (golden hamster), 1383 nucleotides. Its product is annotated as vomeronasal type-1 receptor 3-like. The record is from RefSeq and is a predicted model, not a curated record. Lineage: Eukaryota; Metazoa; Chordata; Mammalia; Rodentia; Cricetidae. Gene Ontology annotation, cellular component: membrane. Gene Ontology annotation, molecular function: pheromone receptor activity. The transcript has a single exon. Gene Ontology annotation, biological process: G protein-coupled receptor signaling pathway. The coding region runs from base 18 to 965 and encodes 315 amino acids.
GAAAGAAAAGAAAGAUAAUGUUUCCAAGAGACCUAAUUUCUGGAUUCUUCUUCCUGUCAGAAAUUUUCAUUGGGUUCCUGGGAAACUCGCUGCUCUUUAUAUUAUAUAUGUACACCUUCUUAAUUCAGCCUCGUCUGAAGAAGCCCAUAGAUAUGAUUUUCACACACCUGACACUUGUCAAUGUUUUGAGCAUCGUGUUCCGGCUGAUACCAGAUGUCAUGGCGUCCUUUGCAGUCAAGCUCCUUUUCUAUGAUGUUGGAUGUAAGGCAGUUCUGUAUGCAUACAGUGUCACCAGGGGCCUUUCCAUCUGUACUAUCUUGCUACUGAGUGCAAUUCAAGCCAUCACCAUCAGUUCUAACCAUUCCAAGUGGGCAUGGCUUAAAUCCAAGCUUGAGUCCUGCAUUUUCCCCUCACUCCUUCUCAUCUGGAUCAUCAACACCUUUCUCUAUAUUCCCAUGGUUGAAAACGUAGAGGGCCAGAUCAACUUCACUGUUGUGGGUUCUAGACAUUCCCAGACGUACUGCCGAAGUAACCAGGUUCGCCAUCACACCACCUUGUCACUUGCAACUGCAUUAAUGAUUAGAGACAUCCUGUUUGUGCUUCUCAUGAUGCUGACCAGCCUCUACAUGGUGACCCUCCUGUUCAGACACAAUAGGAGGACCCGGCAUGUCCACAGUUGCAGAGUCUCUGCCCAGGCCUCUUCUGAGAAGAAAGCCACACACAGCAUCCUUCUGCUGGUGGGUUUCUUCAUGUUUUUCUAUUUCUCAAACACCUUUGUCACCUUCUAUUCCCUUCACAGACCUAAGAACAGCCAAGUAUUGGAUCUGAUUAGUGGAGCUUUAUCUUCGGGCUACCCAGUCAUCUGCCCUUAUGUUCUGUUGAACAAUAGGAAAAUUAUUUCCACAUUCAUUUCUUCCUUUUCAAACUUUGAAUGUACCUUUUCUACAAAAGGAUGCCAUGGGUAACCUGAUAUACAAACUCCCUUCUGGCUUAGAGGAUUCUUUACCACAUCUGACCAAAAUAACCAUGGUGUUCCUAAUAUUCAGAUGGUUGGAACUGACAGAUAUUGGAUUUUUUUUAAUCAGCGAAGAGAUUUAUUUUUUGGCAUGGUAAUCUAUUAAUAAUGAAGGCUUUCUUUUCUGUAUUUGGAAUGCUGAUCUUAUACUAGAAUUUUCUAAGCUAGGAAUUCCGAAAGACGUUAUUAAGCCAUAGUAUAUAGUAAAACAAGAAGGAUUUUUUAAACUUUUAAAUUUUGAAGUCUUAUUAUUGGUAAAUGGAGAUUUGACAAAUAUAUAAAGUAUAACUAAGAUAAACUUUCAAAAACUUCAAAAUUAGUUGGGCAUUGGUGGUACAUGACUUUAAUCCCAGCACUGAGGAGGCAGA